AUGGCCUCUAGCGGCUUCGAGUCCACCAUGGGCAUCGUGGACACCAACCGCUCCGUGAAGCUGGACCCGAGCGUGCAGCACAUUCCGCUGGACCCGGCGCUGCGUCAUCUGCGGCCGCCGCCGCCGCGCGUGCCGGACGACGCCAAGCUCUUCGUUGGGCUCUCGGUCUUCCGAGACGGCUACCGCUGUGCCACGACCAUCUUCACUGGCUUCACGCGGGCCUCAAACCCGCAGAAUAUCAUCUUCGGGGUGGUGGACCAAGUGUACCCAUCGGACCAAAAAUGUGUGGACGAGUAUUGUAUCCUGGCUCAAAAAGAGUGGGGCGAGUGCCGCUACCGGGGCCAAAUUCGCGUCGACGAGCGCUCGGCGUACGAUUCCAGGGGCCCGACGCUAGCGAGACACCAGCAGCAGAAUUUGAUCCGCGACGAGGAGUUUUGUCUGCAACUGGACGGCCACAGCAUCUUCACGAAUGGGUGGGACCAAAAUUUGCUCCAAGAGUGGACGGGUAUCGGCAACGAGAUGGCCGUCAUGACGACGUACAUCCACCACAUCCACAACUUUGUGGCGGACAAUGGCGACAACGUGCCCACCAAGAACCUGGACAUGCCGCAUUUGUGCACCACCACGAGGGGGGCGAAUGGACUGGUGAGGACCGUCGGCGCCAGUAUGAUCGGCAAGUCCAAGAUCCCGCAGCUCGAGGCUCUGUGGGGCGCGGGUUUCUCGUACAACAAGUGCCACGCCGAGAAGAGGGUGCCGGUGGAUUCACACACGCUGUGGGUCUUUGACGGCGAGGAGUUCCUGCGCGCGUCGAGGCUGUGGACGCAUGGGUACGACAUGUACUCACCCAGUAAGCUUGGGUCGGUGGUCUACCACAACUAUACCUCCGUUCCAGCGCGGUUCGAAGGGAUCCCAGUGGACCAAAAACUUAAGGACCGCGAGGAAGAGAUGGGGAUUAAUCGGUUUAAGGUGUUGAUGGGUCAGCCGUUCGAGGGGCGGGUCAGCACCGUUGAGUUGGACAAGUACAGCUUCGGCAACGUCCGGUCGUUCAAGCAGUAUUUGGAGUUCUCC
Messenger RNA from Phytophthora sojae, 1068 nucleotides. RefSeq lists its product as hypothetical. Lineage: Eukaryota; Oomycota; Peronosporomycetes; Peronosporales; Peronosporaceae. The annotation marks the transcript as partial. The transcript has a single exon. The record is from RefSeq and is a predicted model, not a curated record.